AGCCGGACGCCAGUCAGUCUUCUGCGACAAGCCGGUGGUAAAGUUUGUAGUUUAGCGCCAUUAAAGAGGAAGUGUUCUGCGUCGAGUUUUGUGUAUCGUCCUCGCCGUCGCCGUCGCCGUCGCUAUUGCUGUCGCUGUCGCCGUCGCCGUCGUCUUCGAGGCCAUCUCGUGUGUGCUAUUAAACUAGAAUCUCAAUAGAAAAAUAAACAUAUAAAAGACUGGCUGUUGUUCUUUGAACGACAAGAAAAAAAAAAAUUAGCGAAAAAGAGUAUAUAUACAAAUAUAUACAGAGAGAGAAAGAGAGAAACAACGGAGAGGAUAUUACGUUUCAUUCGUAUCGGCCUAUUGUCCACUAGGCUACCACGUUCAAUAAAUUAUCCAGACACUUCAAGAAUCCUAGAAGUGUGUAUAAUUAAACAAAGAAACAAAAUAAACUGCAAAGAUGCCUGCUCGAUUCGAAGGUGUUAACAGUCCUAUCGUACGGGAGCCAGUCGUUUCAAAUGGAGUUACCCGUAAUGUGAAUGAGGAUAUUGUCAUAAGUGGUUUCUCAGGUCGUCUACCAGAGUCAUCUAAUAUAGAAGAAUUUAAAACACAAUUAUUCGAUGGAAUUGAUUUAAUCACAGACGAUGAACGUCGUUGGACCUCUGGUAUAUAUGGUUUACCAACUAGAAGUGGGAAAAUUAAAGAUCUUACAUCCUUUGAUGCCACUUUCUUUGGCGUACAUGCUAAACAAGCUCACGUAAUGGAUCCACAACUUCGAAUGCUUUUGGAAAUAACCUAUGAAGCUAUUAUCGAUGCUGGCAUCAAUCCUGUUUCAUUAAAAGGCACAAGAACUGGUGUAUUUAUUGGUGUUUCUUCUUCGGAAUCUGAUGAAUAUUGGACAAAAAAUCCAGAAACUGUCAAUGGAUAUGGUUUGACUGGAUGUUGCCGGGCAAUGUUCCCCAAUAGAAUUUCUUACACUUUCGAUUUCCAAGGACCCAGUUACGCAGUAGACACAGCUUGUUCAUCUUCAUUAUAUGCAAUGCAUCAGGCGAUAUCUUCAAUAAAAUCUGGAGAAUGUGAUUCAGCUAUAGUCGGUGGUUGUAAUCUACUUUUGAAGCCAACAAGUUCACUACAGUUCCAUAGAUUAAACAUGUUAUCUUUGGAUGGUAUGUGCAAAGCUUUCGAUGCUGAUGGAAAUGGUUAUGUAAGAGCAGAAGCAGCUGUGGCAAUAUUGUUGCAAAAAUCGAAGGAUGCUCGUAGAGUCUAUGCCACUAUUGUUAAUUCUAAAACAAAUGUGGAUGGUAAGAAGAUUCAAGGAAUUACUUUUCCUAACGGGGAUAUGCAGAAUAAAUUGAUGCGUGAGGUGUACUUAGAAAGUGGUGUUAAUCCAGCUGAUGUAGUUUACGUUGAAGCUCACGGAACUGGCACGAAAGUAGGAGAUCCACAAGAAAUCAAUUCGAUUGUAGAUAUAUUUUGUAAGAACAGGAAAGGACCUUUGCUUGUUGGAUCGGUUAAAUCAAAUAUGGGUCACUCUGAACCAGCCAGUGGAUUAUGUUCAAUUGUAAAAGUUCUUAUUGCAAUGGAAAGUGGUAUUAUUCCACCCAAUUUACAUUUUAAUAAUCCUAAUCCUGACAUACCUGCGUUGUUGGAUGGAAGGAUACAGGUCGUUGACAAACCAACACCAUGGAAAGGUGGUUUAGCAGCAGUGAAUUCAUUUGGUUUUGGUGGAGCAAAUGCACACAUUAUUUUACGUAGUAAUCCAAAGCCAAAAUUAUCACCAGUAUUGGAAACUAAAUUACCGAAACUUGUAAAUGUAUCCGGCCGUACCGAAGAGGCUGUUAACUUUCUGUUAGAUACAAUCAAAGAACACGAACAGGAUGAUGAAUUUAUUUCAAUAAUACAUGAUAUACAUGCUAAUAAUAUAUCUGGACAUUCUGUAAGUGGAUUUCAAGUAUUAGGAAACUCUAAUAUUCGUGAAGUAGACCAACAUAAUAGCUCAUCUGAACGACCUAUAUGGUUUCUAUUUUCUGGUAUGGGUUCCCAAUGGGCAGGUAUGGGAAAAGAACUAUUAUGCAUCGAAUCUUUCCAACGUAGUUUGCAACGUUGCGCUGAAGUAUUGAAACCAGAAGGAAUUGAUCUGUUAGAUCUCAUUCUACAUGGAACAAAUGAAACAUUUAAGAAUGUAUUGAAUUCUUUUGUAUCAAUCGCUGCUAUUCAGGUUGCUUUUGUUGAUUUAUUAACGUUAUUGGAUAUACAUCCAGAUGGUAUCAUUGGACAUUCUGUUGGAGAGUUAGGCUGUGCAUAUGCCGAUGGUACUUUUACACCUGAACAAACAGUCUUAGCAGCAUAUUGGAGAGGCAAAUGUAUAGUAGAAUCUAAUUUACCACUUGGAGCUAUGGCUGCAGUUGGUCUUGGUCGGGAGGAAUUAUUAAAACUUUGCCCACCUGAUAUAUCACCGGUUUGUCACAAUGCUGCCGAUUCCAUAACAAUCUCAGGCCCAGCAGAUUCUCUUCUUAAAUUCGUAAAUGAAUUGAAGAGCCAAGAUAUCUUCGCUAAACUUGUGGACAGUUCUGGUAUUGCUUUCCAUAGCAAAUACUUAGCAUCAGUUGGACCAAAAUUACGUACAGUACUUGAGAAAAUUAUUCCAAAUCCAAAACAACGUUCUGCCAGAUGGAUCUCGACUUCUAUACCAGAGAAUGCUUGGGGUGGUCCACUCGCGCAGCUUAGCUCAGCUGCAUAUCAUGUGAACAAUCUUUUAUCGCCUGUAUUAUUCCAAGAAGGAUUAGUUUAUGUACCAGAAAAUGCAAUUGUUAUAGAAAUUGCACCUCAUUGCUUGCUCCAAGCAAUUUUACGCAGAUCUUUACCUCCAACUGUAACAAGCAUCGCCCUUCAUAAAAGAAAUCAUAACGAUAAUUUAGGCUUCUUUUUAAGCAACAUAGGAAAAUUAUAUGCCGCAGGCGCUGAACCCAAAAUUUCCAAAUUGUAUCCACCUAUAAACUACCCUGUUGGCCGUGGCACACCAAUGUUAAAUUCCCUUGUUAAAUGGGAUCACUCGACGUCAUGGAGUGUAGCUAAUUUUUCAAAGAAUGUAAGUCGUUCUGGAGAAAGUAUCGUCGAAAUUGACUUAUCCAAAGAAACAGAUGCUUAUCUUAGUGGGCAUACGAUUGAUGGAAGAAUUUUGUUCCCUGCAACUGGUUAUUUAACGAUCGUAUGGAAAACAUUCGCAAAACUGAACAAUACUGAUUAUCAACAAAUGCCAGUGAUUUUUGAAAAUGUACGCUUCCAACGUGGUACGAUCAUUCAGAAACAAGGCACAGUGAGGUUCCUGAUAAACAUUUUUGAUGGUAGCGGUGAAUUUGAGAUUUGUGAAGGAGAAUCAGUUGUAGUUACUGGUAAAAUUCGUUUGCCAGAUGACUUUAAAAAAGAACAACUGAACCUACCAAUACCUGACACUCAAGAUAAACCUGCCUUUAUGGAAUUAAAUACAAAAGACGUUUACAAGGAUCUCAGGCUACGUGGUUACGAUUACAGUGGCAUUUUCCAAGGUAUUAAGUUAUCAGACAAUCGAGGAAUCAAAGGACAACUUUCUUGGAAUAACGAUUGGAUUUCAUUUAUGGAUACGAUGCUUCAAUUUUCUAUAAUUGGCAAGGAUGUAAAAGAUUUAUAUAUUCCAACACGUAUACAAUAUGUCUCUAUUGAUCCUACCGUUCAUCUGAAAUUGGUGAACGAACUACCACAAGAAGGAGGAAGUCUUCCAGUUUAUAACUAUAGAAAUAUUUCUUGCAUUAAGUCAGGUGGUAUUGAAAUUAGAGGUUUGAAAGCAACAUUAACAUCAAGGAGACAUCAAACUCAAGCAGCACUCAAACAUGAACGAUACACUUUCGUACCGUAUGAAAAUUAUCAAAUUCUUUCUGAAGAUCCUGAUAAAGUUAAGUUACAUGUUUUAACUGUUUUAUUGGGUAUUGUAAACGAAAAUGUACUAAGUAUGAAAUUGAAAAUAGCUGAAGUAGUUGGAGAAAGACCAGCGGAAGCGUUACUGUCAUCAUUGGUGUUACAAAUUUUGUACGAUGAACCUGGAAUAAUUAAUGUUGACUUACAACUGAUAACCACUUCGCCAGAUAAUUAUGCUACAUCUUUGGAUCAAUCUAAUGUAAAGAUUGUAGCUAAAGAUAUAAACAAUUCACCUGCUGGACAGGAUUUACAUCUUGUAUUAGCAGCCGAUGUACUUAGUAAUAAAUCUCUGACCGUCCUAGGAAACUUAUCUAACUCAUUGAAAAAUGGAGGUUUCAUUAUUUUGGAAGAGACUGGAAAUUUGGAUGUAAAACUAUUGAAAGGUACUGGAUUAAUGGUCGUUAGUACACAAGUUAAUACUGGAAAGACUUAUGUGCUUUUGAAGAAACUCGAAGAGAAAGGUCAACCAAUAAUUAUACAAAUUACCGAAAAAAACUUCUCAUGGCUCGAAGGAGUUAAAGCUGCAUUGAAUAAAUCUGAAACAGAAGGCCAAGAGGUUCUUUUAGUUAGUCAAGGGGAAGAGUUACUUGGUUUAAUCGGUUUCAUGAAUUGUCUUCGUUUUGAAAGUGGUGGAAACAACACUCGUUACGUUUUCAUUCAAGACAAAAAUGCACCGAAAUUUUCUUUAACUUCACGAUCUUACGCUGAACAAUUGAAUAAGCAGUUAGUGGCCAAUGUAUUGAAAGGAGGUCAUUGGGGAAGUUAUCGUCAUUUACCUUUGGAGCAACAGAAAGAUGCAUCGUCUCUACAAGUUGAACAUGCGUAUAUUAAUAGUUUAAUUACAGGUGAUUUGACAAGUUUAAGAUGGAUCGAAAGCUCUUUGAGUUAUUAUCAACCUGAAAAAUAUCCAAACACUGAAAUGUGUAGCGUUUAUUAUGCUCCAUUAAACUUUAGAGAUAUUAUGUUGGCUACUGGAAAGUUACAAACAGAUGCAUUACCAGGUAAUAUCGCUUCUCAAGACUGUAUCUUAGGUCUUGAAUUUUCUGGUAGAGAUACUAAAGGACGAAGAGUCAUGGGAAUGGUAGCGUCCCGAGGAUUAGCAACAACUGUUUUAGCUGAUCCUGGGUUUAUGUGGGAAGUACCCGAUAAGUGGACUUUAGAAGAAGCAGCAACUAUUCCUGUUGUCUAUGCAACUAGUUAUUAUGCACUUUUUGUACGUGGUAGAUUACAACCAGGUGAAACUGUUUUGAUUCAUGCUGGUAGUGGAGGAGUUGGUCAAGCAAGUAUUGCGAUAGCUUUACAUGCUGGAUGUAAAGUAUUCACUACAGUAGGAUCUCAAGAGAAAAGAAACUUUUUAAAGAAGAUGUUCCCACAAUUGACCAACAGAAAUAUUGGUAACUCAAGAGAUACUAGUUUUGAGCAGCUGAUUCUAACUGAAACUAAUGGACGUGGAGUUGAUGUUAUUCUGAACUCAUUGGCAGAAGAAAAAUUACAGGCUAGUGUGAGAUGUCUUGCAAGGGAUGGUCGAUUCCUUGAAAUUGGCAAAUUUGAUUUAGCAAAUAAUAGUCUUCUAGGAAUGUCUAUUUUCUUAAAAAAUACUUCGUUCCAUGGUAUACUUUUGGAUGCAUUAUUUGAAACUGAUAAUUCAGAGAAAAGAGAGAUAGUAAGAUUGGUUAACGAAGGAAUUAAAAAUGGAGCUGUGAAGCCACUCCAAUCAACUGUCUUUUUGGAACAACAAAUUGAACAAGCAUUUAGAUUCAUGGCUACUGGUAAACACAUCGGCAAGGUAAUGUUAAAGAUUCGUGAGGAAGAAACACAAAAGGUUGUACAACCAUUAUCAAAGACUGUAGCAGCUAUUCCACGAACAUAUAUGAAUCCAGACAAAUCAUAUAUACUUGUUGGAGGUCUUGGUGGAUUUGGAUUAGAACUUACAAGUUGGAUGAUAAAUCGAGGCGCCAAGCAUGUCGUUCUGACGUCAAGAUCAGGUAUACGUACUGGAUAUCAAGCAUUAUGCGUUCGACGUUGGCAUGAAUGCGGUGCAAAUAUUGUCAUUUCUACAACUGACGUUACUACGUCAGCUGGUGCAGAGAAAUUAAUAAAAGAAAGUAACAAGAUAGCUCCUGUUGGUGGUAUAUUUAAUUUGGCUGCUGUCUUGAACGACGCUCUCAUUGAAAAUCUUAACGAAAACAAUUUCAAAACUGUUACAUUACCUAAAAUCGAUGGCACCAAGAAUUUAGAUCUAGCCUCGAGGAAACAUUGUCCUUCUUUGGAUUACUUCGUUGUCUUUUCAUCGAUAUCCUGUGGAAGAGGUAAUUUAGGACAAACUAAUUAUGGUCUUGCUAAUUCAGCAAUGGAGAGAAUAGUAGAACAGAGGCAAUCUAAUGGUUUACCUGGUUUGGCUAUUCAAUGGGGUGCCAUUGGUGAUGUUGGUUUAAUUUUAGAAAAUAUGGGAGAUAAUGAUACAGAAAUUGGUGGUACAGUUCCACAACGUAUAAGUAAUUGUCUCUCAACAUUGGACGUAUUUCUUCAACAAUUACAUCCUGUUCUAUCGUCAGUAGUUUUAGCAGAUAAACAUAAAUCAACAGAUAAAACAAAUCAAGUGACUCUCAUUCAAGCUGUUGGAAAUAUUCUAGGAAUCAAAGAUCUAAAAUCACUUAAUCCAAAUAACACUUUGUCUGAUCUAGGAAUGGAUUCGUUGAUGGGUACAGAAAUAAAACAAACUCUUGAGAAAAAUUACGAUUUAGUUCUGUCAGCUCAAGAGAUUCGUGGUCUGACGUUGAGCAAAUUGUUGGAAUUGUCAUCUGAUAAUGCAGAUACGAAUGAUGCUGCUCCAACUGUAAAUAAUAUCUCAGAAAAUAUAACAGACGAAUUACUCUUCCAAUAUUAUGAAACAGAAAUUGUACCUAAGAUCUCUCUUGUAGAAUUAGAGACAAAGAAUUCAAAGGGUACACCAUUGUUCCUGAUUCAUGCUAUAGAAGGAAUUAUAUCUCCUCUGAAAACUUUAGCUGCUCAAUUAGAACGACCUGUUUGGGGAUUUCAAUGUACCCAAGAUGCUCCACUUAAUUCCAUAUCGGAAUUAGCUGAAUUCUAUAUAAAUAUCAUGACACAGGUACAGAAAAAAGGUCCCUUCCAUAUAGCAGGUUAUUCUUUUGGUGCCUGUAUAGCUUUUGAAAUGGGCUUACAAUUAGAAAAAGCUGGGGAAAAUGUUGUGUUAACUCUUCUUGAUGGUUCACCAGUUUUUAUCACUUUACAUACUCAAAAAAUUGGGAAACAAGCUAUUCAGAUGAAUGAAGAUGAAUUAUCUGAUGGUCGUCGAAAAGCUUUAGCAUUUUUCUUGAAACAAUUUAGAAAGGAUAUUAAUUAUCUUCAGGCAUAUAGUAUCUUAAAAGACACACAAACAGAAAAACAGAUGCUAGAUAAAAUGUUAGAUGUAAUUGGUAGUACACCGUUUAAACCAGAGGAAUUAAAAAUCGCUGGAAUAUUAUUUUAUAAAAAAUUAAGAGCUGCUAAUCUUUAUCAACCUAAUGACAAAUUUAAGGGUGAAAUUACAUUACUCAAAGCCAAAGACAAUUUUGUAGCAUUGAAUUACGAUUAUGACCUUUCAGAGAUUUGUAGGCAAAAAGUUAAAGUCGAAGAACUACCAGGUAAUCAUAGAGAUAUCUUAGCUGGCGAUGGCGUCAAGAAAAUAGCAAACGUUUUGCGAGUAUAAAAUUAUUUAAAAAAGAAAAAAAAAUUCAAUACCAAAUUUAAUACUUUAUUUUAUUGCAAAUCUAAGAAGUCGUUAAAGAAGAUUUAAAUUUUACAAAGUAUCGUGAUAUACUAUUUCGCUAAGAAAUAACAAUAAUGAAAGAAAGAAAGAAAGAGAGAAACAAAGGUAUAUAUGUAUCUAUAGAAUUUAGUAAUAAUAACGACUCGUAUGCAAAGUUUUAAAAGUUCCUUUUGUACAAACAUAAUCUUCGUUGUAACUGUUUAUAUCUCUUAUUAAAAUAUGAACUUUCGCUUUGGUGAUUUGGAUCACGGUAAUCUUUUAAAGAAAUGUGUGUUACAUAAAUUAUAAAAAAAACGUGCCAAGCACAAAGCUUUAGUUUAUAUACAUAAGCUAUAAUUAAUAUAACUUAAAUUAAUUGUGUAUAGAGAAAGAAAAGAGAAAAAGAGGGCUACUUUAAAUAAGUAGUUAAUAAGCACGAAAAUAAUUCUAGAAAGAUGAAGAAAGGUGGAGGUGCUUAGUGCAUUUUUCAGAAAGGUCUCAAGUACUAUAAAAUCUUUUCAGUGGUUAUUGGUGGACAAGGUAACCAUUGUUAAGUUUUUAUAGAUAUUAUCAUUAUAUUUAUUCUGUUAUUAUAUAAUUAUAAUUAUAAUAAUAAUAAUAAUAAUAAUUUGUUGCGUCGUUUCUCUCUAUUUGUUUUCAAUAUCAGUAUGAAAGGCACGUAUACAGAACACAGGUGUCUUAAUUAAGUUGUUACAAAAAGUGUAUAACCAGGUAUUUACACGUGAAGUUUUAAGUGAAAAAAAAAUUUAUAUAUAUAUAUAUAUAUAUAUAUAUAUAUAUAUAUAUAUAUAAUACAAAAAAAGAUAAGAAUAUAAAAAUAAACAAAUGCUUGUUGAAGAGCGUUACAAUAAAUGGUAUUUGUAAAAUAUGUACUAAAAAAUAUAUUUUUUUUUAAUGUCUUCAUUUACGUCAAUAUUUUUAUUGUACUAUAUUUUCUUUUUUUAAGAAAUAAGAUAUUUUUCUUUUUAUUGUUUAUAUUUUUUUUUUUUUUUUUUUUUUUUUUUUUUUGUAAGAAAAUUACAUCCAUUAUAUGAAGAUGUAAAAUCGAAGAUGGUGCAUAGUACAUAAUAUACUUAAUCAUUCCUUUUCAAAGUAGGAAUUAGAUCUGUUUUGUUUGAUAAUUAAGUAUAAUAUUUUGUUAAAAUUAAUCUGUGGAUAUGUUGAUAUUUAUGGUAACCUCAGUCAGACUUAUACGAUGUUGAGCAUAAUGUCUGUCGUUGUUUAUAUAUUCAUGUGUAUUAAUCUAAUAAAUUCUUAAAUGCGUC
Molecule: messenger RNA, 8967 nt
Organism: Vespa crabro (European hornet)
Lineage: Eukaryota; Metazoa; Arthropoda; Insecta; Hymenoptera; Vespidae
Gene: FASN1
Product: fatty acid synthase-like
Exons: 10
Coding region: 443-7642 (2399 amino acids)
Biological process (GO): fatty acid biosynthetic process
Molecular function (GO): phosphopantetheine binding; oxidoreductase activity; fatty acid synthase activity
Source: RefSeq, a predicted model, not a curated record